AUGAGAUGCAAUGCAUGUUGGCGAGAACUAGAAGGGCGAGCUGUUUCCACCACCUGUGGCCACCUUUUGUGUAUCCUAUGCAAAGGAAAAAUUUCCCUCUACAGUUUUAGAUAUAUCUGCACAGAGGAUGCCAGCAAGAUCCUUGGCAAUGAUGGAGCAUGUCCCAUUUGUGAUCAAGUGCUCUCUAAGAGUCUUAUGAAACCUGUGGAUAUCAAUCCAAACGAUGAAUGGGUAAAUAUGGCCAUGGCUGGAGUGUCUCCACAGAUAUUAAUGAAGAGUGCACACAGGAGUAUCAUGUUUUACAUUGGGCAAAAGGAACUGGAAAUGCAGUUCAAGAUGAACAGAAUAGUAGCUCAAUUCCGGCAGAAAUGUGAAGCAAUGCAAGAAAAGUUCACUGAGAAAUUGGAACAGGUGCAUACUGCAUACCAGAAAAUGGCGAAGAGGUGUCAAAUGAUGGAACAAGAGAUUGAAAGCUUGUCCAAAGAUAAGCAGGAGCUCCAGGAAAAAUUUGCAGAGAAAUCCAGACAGAAGAGAAAACUAGAUGAAAUGUAUGAUCAAUUGAGGAGUGAGUACGAGUCAGUUAAACGAUCCGCCCUUCAACCUGCGACCAAUUUCUAUUCAAGAAAUGAGCCUGAUCUUUUCUCAAACCAAGCUAACAUCUUGGAUAAUAGAGAAGCUGUUAGAAAAGAUUGGCCGGUUCUCACUCCUGAAACUCCAGGGCCAAAGGAGGAUAUAUGGCCAGCAAGACAGAAUAGUUCAAACUCUGGUGGUCCUUUUGACAUCUCUGUUGGCUCACCGGCAAAACAAGCUGCUAUUCCAGUUGAUGCUGUGAACAGAAGGGCUGGUGCUCACCCUAUGUUUGGAACUGGAGCUAGCAACCCCUCAAUGACCUUAAGGAACUUGAUACUCUCCCCAAUAAAGAGGCCUCAGCUCUCUCGUAACCGUCCCCAGAUGUUCACGCUUGAAGUCGAGAGUUCACUGUUUGCUGAAGGUCAUGCUGGAUAUGUUUACUAUGACUGUAAUUUCUUUUUGUAG
Messenger RNA from Prunus armeniaca (apricot), 1035 nucleotides. Lineage: Eukaryota; Viridiplantae; Streptophyta; Magnoliopsida; Rosales; Rosaceae. The record is from the annotation of a GenBank genome assembly.